Lottia gigantea (owl limpet) is the source of this 192-nucleotide messenger RNA. RefSeq lists its product as hypothetical. The transcript has a single exon. The record is from RefSeq and is a predicted model, not a curated record. Lineage: Eukaryota; Metazoa; Mollusca; Gastropoda; Lottiidae. The annotation marks the transcript as partial.
AUUCCUAUUGACAAUACAGUUAAACCUUUUGUACAGCAAUUUAGACAUGAAGGAUUUAAUUUGAGACCAAAUCUUGAAAAGAAACUUGAUGAACUUGAAAACGUAGAUUUACUUGAAAAAGUGAAAGGAUCGAGACCGUGGAUAUCUCUGUGUGUUGUGGUACCAAAAGAUAACAGUGAUAUAAGACUUUAA